AUUGAGUACCCUCAGCUAUUUGUAGAUGAGAAGAGCUAGUCUUACGUCUGCAUCGCUGAUCAGAUCGUGCUCCGCCCGAUCUUCGCAAGAAGAGGCAUUACGGGCUGGACCUGCCCUCUUGUGGGCGCCAGAUCCAGGGCCAUUGCUUCAGUUGGCCCAAGGCCACUGCAGAGAGAGCAGACAGCAGCAGCAAUCCAGAGAUUUUGCUGGCAGCCAUGCGCAUUCCUCUAUUCUUACACAGGGAUUGGAAAGUCUGUACAGAGCUCAGCCAGUCGACCCGUUUUCAUUGGUGAAAGAGGAGAUUGAAUCCGUCUCUGAGCGCCUGCGGCGUUCCGUUUUUACCGGCAUCCCCACUCUGCGAAGUGCAGCCGAGUACUUCUUUAAGAUUGGCGCGGAGGGAAAGCGGCUCCGGCCGACAAUGCUGCUGCUGAUGGCUUCCUCCUUGUCUGCUUACGUGCCCAGCCCAGACUUCCUUACUGUCGAUGACAGGCCGCCCAAUGUGCACCCCAGCGAGGAGCGGAGGCGGCAGCAGAGGAUAGCAGAGAUCACCGAGAUGAUCCAUGUGGCAAGCCUGCUGCAUGAUGACGUCAUCGACAAUGCAGAGGUGCGGCGGGGGCUGCGAGCGCUGAACAGCGUGUUUGGCAACAAGAUUGCCAUCCUGGCGGGCGACUUCCUCCUAGCGCGCGCGAGUGUGUCACUGGCGGCCCUGCGCAACAGCGAUGUCAUCCAGCUUCUGAGCCAGGUCAUCGAGGACUUAGUCACCGGCGAGAUCCUGCAGAUGACAUCGACGGAUGAGGACCUGCUGUCGUUGGACCACUAUGCGCGCAAGACCUUCCACAAGACGGCCUCGCUCAUGGCCAACAGCAGCAAGGCCGUUGCCAUCCUGGGCGGCCAGCCCACCGACGUCUCAGAGCUGGCCUGGCAGUACGGCCGCCACCUGGGACUCGCCUUCCAGUUUGUGGACGACAUUCUGGACUUCACUGGCAACACGCUGCAGCUGGGAAAACCCGCCCUUAACGACCUGCGCAGCGGCCUUGCGACCGCGCCAGUAAUCUUCGCAGCUGAGGAGCAUCCGCAGCUGCGGCAACUGGUGCUGCGGAAGUUUAAGAGCGAGGGGGAUGUGGAGCUCGCGCAGCGGUUAGUGUUCGACUCUCAGGGCAUCCAGCGAGCGCGCGACUUGGCCGCUGAGCACGCUGCGCUCGCUGCACAAGCGGUGGCGAGCAUGCCCCCUGCUGCAACAGAGCAUGCUUCAUUGUGCAGACAAGCUUUGACAGACAUAACAGCAAAGGUUUUGGCGCGCAAGAAGUGAGCUUAGGAUUGUCCCAAUUUGUAAAAAUAGGCUUGCUCUUGUUUAUAGAGGCAAAUAUAUUGCGUUGAGUAUACCUUUUUGGAAUUUGUGCAUUGCUCAGGAACCAUUAGGGCACUGACAGGCCAACGAAUACUGUAAGUGGGUAACUUGCGGAUAUCGACUGCAAAAACUCUUUGAACACGGUGACAGUGUACACAUGUGGAAUUAAAAUUGGCCACCGUUCUUAUCAGGCAGGCAGCAUGUGAUCAAUACUGUCGAUCUUGGCUAAUAAAAAAGUUUCAUGCG
Molecule: messenger RNA, 1594 nt
Organism: Coccomyxa subellipsoidea C-169
Lineage: Eukaryota; Viridiplantae; Chlorophyta; Trebouxiophyceae; Coccomyxaceae
Product: terpenoid synthase
Exons: 10
Coding region: 26-1309 (427 amino acids)
Biological process (GO): ubiquinone biosynthetic process; isoprenoid biosynthetic process
Cellular component (GO): transferase complex
Molecular function (GO): prenyltransferase activity
Source: RefSeq, a predicted model, not a curated record